Molecule: messenger RNA, 2064 nt
Organism: Peronospora matthiolae
Lineage: Eukaryota; Oomycota; Peronosporomycetes; Peronosporales; Peronosporaceae
Source: the annotation of a GenBank genome assembly
AUGCGCGUUUUUGGGUGCCAAGCAUACAUCUUGACCCCGAAGGAGAAACGACUCAAGUGGGAUCCCAAGGCCCGGGCUGGAUUGUUUUUGGGCUACGAAGAAGUGUCCAAGGCGUAUCGAGUUUACGACAUCGAAGCGGGGCAGGUGAUGAUAAGUCGCGAUGUCAACUUCGAUGAGUCGGCCUUUGGAAUGUCGAUGCUGAUUUCCGAUGACGAUGUUGAUGGCCUGGACUUCGAAUCGAUCGAUCUUGAUGAUGAAGAACCGCGUCCGAGACACUUCAAACAAACAGGAAAGCGCAAGGCCCAACCCAGUCACGACAAUGACGACGCAAGCAUGCCCCGAGCAGUGCGCCAACGACCCGGAUUGGAAGAGUCAAGUGCGCCGGAUGACCUCUCUUCACGUCGAGCCAACGAAGAUGAAGAAAGGAAGUCGGAGGAACAACAUGACACACCGACUUCCUCCGCGUUUUGGCAUGCGAGUGCAAAUGCCGUCGAAGCAGCGGUCGAUUUUUCGGAGCCGUCGACAUUUGAAGAAGCAGUGUCUGGCCCGGACCAAGUACACUGGCGCAAGGCAAUUGAUGUGGAGCUCGAUUCGAUGAAGCUUCGCGGUGUCUUUCGUGCGGCCAAGUUACCCAACGGACAAAGCGCCAUUGGCACAAAGUGGGUCUUCAAGAUCAAGCGCAAGGCGGAUGGGUCGAUCGAGAAAUACAAGGCACGACUUGUGGCCAAGGGUUUUCGACAAAAGUAUGGCAUCGACUACACGGAGACGUUCUCGCCCGUGGUCAAGUAUGUGACGCUGCGAAUGGUCAUCGCCAUUACCAAGCACUUUGGAUGGCCCCUCGACCAGCUCGAUGUGGUGACUGCGUUCCUGUAUGGAGUGAUGAAGGAGAAGGUGUUCUGCGCUGUUCCGGAAGGCGUCAAGAUGGAAGGUGAUUUCGACUGUCUCGAGCUGAUCAAGGCGAUCUACGGUCUCAAGCAAGCCUCGCGUGUUUGGAACGAGACCUUCGACGAGUUCAUACGCUCGAUUGGUUUUCAAGCGUCGGGAUUCGAUCCAUGUCUCUACAUCAUGACUUCGGAAGGCCAUUGUGUUUUUGUGCUGGUCUAUGUGGAUGACGUGUUGGUGACAGGAAGCUCACCCAAGUUGAUUGCACACACCAAGGAAGACCUGAAGACACGCUUCGAGAUGACUGAUAGCGGCAAGUGUGCAUUUGUUCUUGGGAUCGAGUUAUUGGACGGUGAAGAUGGCAGCGUGACUAUGUGUCAGCGCCGUUAUGUCGACGAUGUCCUCAAGCGCUUUGGAAUGGAUGAGUGCAAGGCUGUGGCAAGUCCGGUGGACGUCAGCUCUCGACUGGUUCCAAGCAACUCUGCAAGCAAGGUGGAUGUCCCAUUCCGUGAAGCAGUGGGUGCUUUGAUGCAUCUGACGACUGCAACGCGACCGGACAUCGCCUAUGCUGUAAGCUUUGUGUCACGGUUCAUGGAGAAACCCCAAGAAGAACACUGGGUUGCAGUCAAGCGCAUCUUCCGCUACCUACAAGGCACCAAGAUGCAUGGAAUCUGCUACAAGCCAAGUGCGAAGAUCGACUUUCGUGGCUAUUCAGAUGCAGACUGGGCCGGUGACCUUGCUGAUCGCAAAUCGACGUCCGGCUACGUCUUCAUGCUAUUGGGUGCUCCGGUGAGUUGGGGCAGCAAGAAACAGCCAAGUGUGUCACUGUCUACAAGCGAAGCGGAGUACAUCGCGCUCAGCCUGGCGAUCCAAGAAGGCAAGUGGAUCAAUCGCUUGCUGUGCGAGAUCAUGGCGGCUGCAAACGAAGAAGGACCCGAGCUCGUCAUCCGUGAAGACAACCAGUCGUGCAUCAAGAUGACGAAGAAUCCGGUCAACCACGGCCGCGCUAAACACAUCGACAUCAAGUACCAUCACAUCCGUGAUGAAGUCAAGCGCGGCGAAGUGAAGCUUGAAUACUGCGAGACGACGUUGAUGUUGGCGGACAUCAUGACGAAGGGACUUCACGGACCGCGUCACAAGGACUUGACGGCGGCGCUUGGCAUCCGUGCGUGUUCGGAUUGA